GCUGUCACAGUAUUUGCGAAAUCUCAAUCACUGUCUCCGUUUUACCAGCUCUGCUUCUGUUUCUUGGGUUCGCCUAUAAAUAGGCUUGCCAUCAUCCUCUGUCUCUGCAUAGACAUCACAGUGGAGUGAAUCUCUCUCUUUCUCUCUUUCUGAGUGAUUCUUUUUCUUCUGAUAGAGAGAGAGAGAGAGUCAUGGCUGAUAGUGGAAUCCAUGGAGUUGCGGUGGACAUGAAGGACACGAACUCAACCUCCAAAAUGAAAGAAGAGACGGACCCCUGUUUCUCUCUGCCUUUCUUCCAAAAGUUGUUAGCGGAGGUGUUCGGGACAUACUUCUUGAUAUUCGCGGGCUGUGGGGCGGUGGUGGUGAACAAGAACAACCAGGAUAUUGUGACGCUGCCCGGGAUAGCUAUCGUGUGGGGGCUCGCGGUGCUGGUCCUUGUUUACACCGUUGGCCACAUCUCCGGUGCCCAUUUCAAUCCCGCCGUCACCAUCGCCUUUGCCGUCACCAGAAGAUUCCCAUUGAAGCAGGUACCGGCUUAUAUAUCAGCGCAACUACUUGGGUCGACCCUUGCGGCUGGGACACUCCGGUUGGUGUUCACGGGGAUCCACGACCAAUUUGCCGGAACGCAGCCUGCCGGUUCGGAUGGGCAAGCCUUCGUUCUCGAGUUCAUCACAACGUUCUACCUCAUGUUUGUCAUCUGCGGUGUUGCCACUGACAAUAGAGCUAUUGGAGAGCUUGCUGGUCUUGCUGUGGGGGCAACUAUAAUGCUCAAUGUGAUGUUCAUUUGGCCGAUUACUGGAGCGUCGUUGAACCCUGCUAGAAGCUUGGGGCCGGCGAUCGUGUCUAACAAUUACAAAGGGAUAUGGAUAUACCUACUUGCCCCGACUGUGGGCGCGAUAUUGGGCGCUGCUGUGUACAACACCAUCCGGUUCACUGACAAGCCUUUGCGUGAGGUGGUGCGGAGCGGGUCGUUCCUGAGAAACGGCAGGAGAAGUGGUUCCAACUGAUGAGAGAGGGAGAGAGGAGUAAAACAGUUUGUGAAUGUCAAACUAUUCUAGUACUUUACGGGUAUGAAAAUGGGGAUGUCACAAAUAUUAUGAGGUAUAACAAUGCGAAACAUGCUUGAUUGUAUAAAAAACAAGAUACGACUAGCCGUUUUAAAGCUUCCGCCAGCUAUUUAGGCCAACCUUUGAAAAUCUUGGUCC
Rhodamnia argentea is the source of this 1205-nucleotide messenger RNA. Its product is annotated as nodulin-26-like. The record is from RefSeq and is a predicted model, not a curated record. Lineage: Eukaryota; Viridiplantae; Streptophyta; Magnoliopsida; Myrtales; Myrtaceae. The coding region runs from base 192 to 1007 and encodes 271 amino acids. Gene Ontology annotation, molecular function: channel activity. Gene Ontology annotation, cellular component: membrane. Gene Ontology annotation, biological process: transmembrane transport. The transcript is spliced from 6 exons.